GGCCGUCGUCCAGUCUUCGCCAUAUAAAAGGCUAGAGGGAGUCAGUAGGGCAUUUCCGUUCUUAUCACCGUUCUCCGCAGUCGCUUCUACAAUCAAUCCCAGCUCAACCGCUUUGGCGCGCCCACACCAUGCGUCCGCGAGCGCCGCCACGAGACCCCGAUACGAUUCGUAUCCUCGUAGCGACGGACAGCCAUGUCGGAUACAACGAGCGCGACCCAUUCCGUAAGGACGAUAGCUGGAAGACGUUCCACGAGGUGAUGUGCCUAGCAAAGGAGCAUGAUGUGGACAUGGUUCUGCAUGGCGGAGACCUCUUCCAUGAGAACAAGCCUUCGCGGAUGGCGAUGUACCAUGUAGUUCAGUCGCUGCGUAUGAAUUGCCUUGGGGACAAGCCGUGCGAGCUCGAGAUGCUGAGCGAUGCGAGUGAGAACUUCGGAGGCGUAUUCGACCAUGUCAACUACGAAGAUCCCGAUAUCAAUGUCGCUAUCCCAGUGUUUGCGAUACAUGGGAACCAUGACGAUCCCUCCGGAGAAGGCUCAUAUUCGGCCCUAGACCUCCUACAAGCGUCUGGCCUUGUCAACUACUAUGGCCGCACUUCACAGGUUGAAAAGAUCGAGGUCAAACCGGUUCUCCUGCAGAAAGGUGGCACGAAGCUGGCCUUGUACGGUCUCAGCAAUGUCCGGGAUGAGCGGUUGUUUCAUACCUGGCGAGACGGCGGGGUCAAGUUCUUUCAACCAGGCGUACAGAAGGACGAGUGGUUCAACUUGAUGACGGUUCACCAGAAUCAUGUCGCGCAUACCCAGACUAGCUUCCUGCCCGAAAACUUCUUACCCGAGUUUAUGGAUCUUGUUGUAUGGGGCCAUGAGCACGAGUGUCUGAUCGAGCCGCGAUACAACCCCGAAAUGGGCUUCCACGUCAUUCAGCCUGGCUCCUCAAUCGCAACCUCACUCAUGCCAGGCGAAGCUGUGCCAAAGCACGUCGCUAUAUUGAGCGUCACCGGCAAAGAGUUCACCUGUGAACCUAUUCGGCUCAAGUCGGUACGACCCUUCAUCAUGAAGGAGAUCGUGCUACAAGACGAACGCGAAAUCAAACAGAAAGAGCUCUGGAGGGUGAAUGAUAACCGCGAAAAGAUUGCGAUAUAUCUCAAGAAGGUUGUGGAGGAGCUGAUUGAACAAGCAAAACGGGAAUGGCUAGAGCUCCAGGACGAGCGGGAAGAUGGGGUCAGCAUUGAAGUACCGCUUCCCCUAGUUCGCUUGCGAGUAGAAUACACUGCUCCAGAGCCUGGAGAAUUCCACUGCGAGAACCCGCAGCGUUUCUCGAAUCGAUUUCAGGGCAAAGUCGCCAACACCAACGAUGUCGUCCAAUACUACCGGAAGAAGAAGGCGGCAAAUCGAACAACAAAGAGCAAUGCUGAACUUCCAGACGAGUCGGUUCUAGCCCAGUUCUCGCUAGACGCGGUGAAGGUUGAGAAGCUCGUCAAAGAGUUCUUGACUGCGCAGUCACUUACCAUUCUCCCGCAAAACUCUUUUGGAGAUGCUGUGACGCAGUUUGUGGACAAGGACGACAAACACGCAAUGGAGAUGUUCGUGAACGAGAGUCUCGCCACACAGCUGAAGCACCUGAUGGAUGCGAAUGAUGUGGACGAGGAGGAAAUUGCUAACGAAAUGGAAACAUACAAGACACAGCUGGAGGAGCUCUUCGCUUCGGGCCAAAUGAAGAAGAAGAGGAAGGCCAAGUACAAACCAAAGCCGGACAUUUGGGACAGCGAUGUGGAUGGUCCAUGGGAGGAUCAGCCAGGCGCGCUCAUUCACACUGACGCCGAAGACGAAGAUGACAAUGACGUAGCAUCGGUUCCGCCGAAGAAGGGUGCUGCUCGCGGAAGGGGCAAAGCAGCUGGCACUACUCGUAAGUCUGCUGCAGCUGCGAAGAAGACCCCAGCUGCGAAAGGAGGCCGCGGUAAGAGAAGGGUCGUUGAAGAAGAGGAAGACGAUGUCGAUGACGAUGGAGAUGCGAUCAUGAUCACCAGCAGCGGCGAUUCGGAAGAAGACGAAGAGGCCCUUUUCGUCAAACCGUCGCGGACAACGGCGAAGAAGCCCGUGGCAAGGGCGCCAGCCCGCGCCAAAUCUCCUCCGAAAAAGACCCCGACUUCCCGAGCGCGUGCUCCAGCUUCUACAAAGCAGUCAACGCUCAAUUUCUCUCAGGCAUCCACACAACGUAGUCAAGCGCCACGGGCAGCUGCGACGCGGGCUAAGAAGGUCCAAGAACCGGAGGACGAUGAGAUUUCCGACGACGACGACGCUUUUGAGCCUGUUUCAACAUCUAGGAGUACCCGCAGGAGAUAGCCCUACUGUACAAGUAUGAGAGCGGGCGACCUGAAUGGGGAGGAUGGGCGUAAACGUUUUCCGUCGACAUGCGCAUAGCGACGGCUUUUACGAUAUGGCUAAUGAGGCUCUUUCUCAAGCGAGUAUGGGAAGCACACGGCCUCUCAAGAAAAAAAAUAGCAGAGCCACAUAAAAUCAAGGCCGCGGCUAAAUCAACCUUGGGUGAAGAUGUA
Molecule: messenger RNA, 2551 nt
Organism: Trematosphaeria pertusa
Lineage: Eukaryota; Fungi; Ascomycota; Dothideomycetes; Pleosporales; Trematosphaeriaceae
Product: DNA repair exonuclease
Exons: 6
Coding region: 129-2339 (736 amino acids)
Biological process (GO): meiotic DNA double-strand break formation; mitotic intra-S DNA damage checkpoint signaling; telomere maintenance
Cellular component (GO): nucleus; Mre11 complex
Molecular function (GO): 3'-5'-DNA exonuclease activity; DNA endonuclease activity; manganese ion binding
Source: RefSeq, a predicted model, not a curated record